Molecule: messenger RNA, 2625 nt
Organism: Raphanus sativus (radish)
Lineage: Eukaryota; Viridiplantae; Streptophyta; Magnoliopsida; Brassicales; Brassicaceae
Product: G-type lectin S-receptor-like serine/threonine-protein kinase At1g61480
Biological process (GO): recognition of pollen; protein phosphorylation
Molecular function (GO): protein serine/threonine kinase activity; ATP binding
Source: RefSeq, a predicted model, not a curated record
UUUCUGCCCUGUUCUUAUACUUAUAUAUGCUCGCUUCUUCAACUAAUCCGAAGAUGUUAGUUUUUUGAAAGCACAUGGAGAAAAAGAUGAUUCUGCUCUUUGCUUAUUUGCUCUUUUUUACCAUGUUUUCAGGUAUUAGCUUUUCAGGGAUAACGACAGAGAAUCCUUUGGCAAUAGGACAAACUCUCAGCUCAUCUAAUGAUGUUUAUGAACUGGGGUUCUUCAGUCCUAAUAACACCCAGAAUCAGUAUGUUGGAAUAUGGUUCAAGGGCAUCAUUCCCCGGGUGGUUGUGUGGGUGGCCAAUAGAGAAAAGCCUGUUACAGACUCCACAGCACAUCUAGCUAUCAACAAAAAUGGGAGCCUUCUAUUAUUAGAUGGAAAACAAGGGGUUGUGUGGUCCACCAGAGAAUCUUCAGUAUCUACCGGGUCUCGUGCAGAGCUUUCAGACGAAGGAGACCUUAUUGUCACCGACAAUGUUUCAGGAAGAACGCUAUGGGAAAGCUUUGAGAAUCUUGGUGACACUCUGCUACCUUCCUCUCCCUUGACGUAUAAUCUAGCCACCGGUGAGAAGCGUGUAUUGACCUCUUGGAAAAGUUACACCGACCCAUCUCCUGGUGACUUUGUGGUUCGGAUUACACCGCAAGUGCCAUCACAGCUGUUUACUAUGAGAGGCUCGACGCCUUACUAUAGAACAGGUCCAUGGGCUAAAAGGUUCUCCGGGAUACCACUGAUGGAUGAAACAUUAGCAAGCCCAUUUAGCUUUCAGCAGGAUGCAAACGGGUCAGGGUCUUUCUCUUACGUAGACCGAAGCUCAAAGCUUUCACGUCUGCUUAUAACAUCAGAGGGCACUCUGAAGAGGUUUCGGCAUGUUGGGACAGAAUGGGAAGUAAGCUAUCAGGCUCCAGCAAAUCCAUGUGAUGUUUACGGUGUAUGCGGACCGUUUGGGCUGUGCAUAACGUCAGCUUCUCCAAAGUGUAAAUGCUUCAAAGGGUUUGUACCAAAAUAUAGUGAGGAGUGGAAUAGAGGAAACUGGAGUGGUGGUUGUGUAAGGCGUACUGAACUAGAUUGUCAAGGGAACUCGACUGGCAAAGUUGCAAACGUGUUCCAUUCUGUUGCUAACAUAAAGCCUCCGGACUUUUACACGUUUUUGAGUACAGUGGAUGCUAAAGACUGCUACCAAAGUUGCCUCCACAACUGUUCGUGCUUAGCCUUUGCUUAUAUUCGUGGAAUUGGGUGCUUAAUUUGGAAUCAAGAUCUAAUAGAUGUAAUGCAGUUUUCUGCCGGAGGAGAGCUUCUUUCUAUUCGUCUUGCACGCUCUGAACUAAAAAGUGGAAGUAAUGGCAAGAAAAAAAUUGUUGCCAUUGCUGUUAGCCUUUCCCUCUUUGUGAUAGUGGGCUCUGCUGCGUAUGGUUUACGUAGAUGCAAAGUGAAAGAUAAUGCUAUUAUGUCAAAGGAUGCCUCACAAGAUGAAUGGAGGAAAGGUCCGAAACCACAAGAUGUCCCAGGUUUAAAUUUCUUUCAGAUGAAUACCAUAGGAACUGCCACCAAUAAUUUCAGUCUGUCUAAUAAACUCGGACAAGGUGGAUUUGGUUCAGUUUACAAGGGAAAGCUGCAGGAUGGGAAAGAAAUUGCUGUCAAACGGCUCUCUAGCAGCUCGGGGCAGGGCAAAGAAGAGUUUAUGAAUGAAAUAGUACUCAUCUCAAAACUACAACACAAAAACUUAGUUCGGAUUUUGGGAUGUUGCAUUGAAGGGGAAGAGAGGCUAUUGAUUUAUGAGUUCAUGUUGAACAAAAGCCUUGACACUUUUCUCUUUGAUUCAAGAAAAAGGCUUGAGAUUGACUGGCCUAAGAGAUUCAAUAUCAUCCAAGGUAUUGCGCGUGGACUUCUCUAUCUCCACCGUGACUCACGCCUCAAGGUCAUUCACCGAGACCUGAAGGUAAGCAAUAUUCUUUUGGAUGAGAAGAUGAACCCAAAAAUAUCAGAUUUUGGAUUGGCUCGGAUGUAUCAGGGAACCGAAUAUCAGGACAACACUCGCCGUAUUGUAGGAACUUUAGGAUAUAUGGCACCUGAGUAUGCAUGGACUGGUAUGUUCUCUGAGAAGUCAGACAUCUACAGCUUCGGAGUUCUAUUGUUAGAAAUCAUCAGCGGAGAGAAAAUCUCAAGAUUUAGCUAUGGCGAAGAAGGAAAAACCCUUCUUGCAUAUGCAUGGGAAUCUUGGUGUGAAAAUGGAGGAAUUGAUCUUUUGGAUAAAGAUGUUGCUAACUCAUGUCAGCCACUAGAAGUUAAGAGAUGUGUUCAGAUUGGUCUGCUCUGUGUACAACACGAACCUGCAGACAGACCCAACACACUUGAGUUGCUGUCUAUGCUCACCACUACAUCAGACCUUCAAUCACCAGAACAACCCACAUUUUCACUGCACAGGAGAGAUGACAGAUACUUGUGUAAGGGUUUGAGCACUGUCAGUGAGAUAACACAAUCUGCGAUCCUUGGGCGUUAAGAAACGAUGUGUCAGUAAAAAAUGUAUUAAAGUGAUCUUGUUUUUCAAUGUUAGUAACUUCAACAUCAUCACAUUCGUUCAUUUAUUUAAUACGUUUUUUGGAAUAACUUUUUUUUGAUCAAAAAUU